Messenger RNA from Sphaeramia orbicularis (orbiculate cardinalfish), 6384 nucleotides. It is a transcript of the gene adgrl2b.1, whose product is annotated as adhesion G protein-coupled receptor L2b, tandem duplicate 1. Gene Ontology annotation, biological process: cell surface receptor signaling pathway; adenylate cyclase-activating G protein-coupled receptor signaling pathway. The transcript is spliced from 22 exons. Bases 709 to 5196 code for a protein of 1495 amino acids. Gene Ontology annotation, molecular function: G protein-coupled receptor activity; carbohydrate binding. The record is from RefSeq and is a predicted model, not a curated record. Gene Ontology annotation, cellular component: plasma membrane. Lineage: Eukaryota; Metazoa; Chordata; Actinopteri; Kurtiformes; Apogonidae.
CCAGCUCCGACUGUCUGCGCGGCGUGUGGAUGAGGCGCACAGGGAACAACCGGGCGCGCACCGAAAACCAGACUAAACAAGUCAUAUUAUCCCCGUUCGGGCUGUGCGUAUGAAACGGGCCGCUGGAGACUUUCCCACAGACUUGACAGUGUGGAAGACGUGCUCGGAGUUCUCAUUCUGGAACCAGACUGAGGCGCAUCUCGUCUCCUUGAAGUGAUCCUUUUUUAUGCAGUCUAUCCGUCGGAAGGAGCCCGUGUACGCGCAUAAGGAGGAGAGGAGGGGGGGAGUAACGAUCAGUACUUUUGAGCAGACCCCUCGCCAUGGAGCUAUUCGUCCGGUCUCGGACGUAUUGGCUUGAAGAAGAACAGAUACCUGCCACGGGAAACCCCACUAUCUGCCCACUGUGAGGAAAGUGGAGCAUGCAGUCGAGCCCCAGCCGUCUUUGUGCGACCCGCUGCUUAGUUUCUGGGGGCCUCUUCUGAAAAAAGGAGAGGAGGGGGCUUCUGGUGUUGAUCUGAAAUUCACACUUCACGCCGGGGAUCCAUAUUUUGGCACGGCAUAGCCUACCACUAUGAGAAGAUGACUGGUGAUGCUUCUCUGAGAACUACUGAUCCUUGACAUUACUCCAGGUUUCCACUCUUCCUCUGCUACACAUCGAACCACUAUUAUUAGCCAUCAGGCUCCUGGAUCGUUUGCAUACAGCACACAAUGGCCUCUGCACUGUGGAGGUGUCCAGUGUUCCACUGCCUCCUGCUCCUUCUCUUAUGCGUUCACUGUUCACAAGGGUUCAGCCGUGCAGCCUUGCCUUUCGGGCUGGUCAGGAGAGAGCUCUCAUGUGAAGGAUAUGCAAUUGAUCUCCGCUGCCCGGGGAGUGAUGUCAUUAUGAUUGAGACAGCCAACUACGGCCGAACUGACGACAAGAUCUGUGACGCUGACCCAUUCCAGAUGGAGAACGUCAACUGCUACCUCCCCGAUGCCUACAAGAUUAUAUCACAAAGGUGCAACAACCGUACGCAGUGUGUGGUUGUCACUGGCUCUGAUGUGUUUCCUGAUCCAUGCCCCGGCACCUACAAGUACUUAGAGGUCCAGUAUGAGUGUGUUCCUUAUAUUUUCAUUUGUCCUGGGACUCUGAAGGGUGUAGGAGCUGCCACCUUCCUGUUUGAAGCAGAGCAACAAGCAGGUUCAUGGUGCAAAGACCCACUGCAGGCUGGAGAUAAAGUGUUCUUCAUGCCCUGGACGCCGUACCGCACUGACACCCUAAUAGAGUACGCCUCUUUGGAGGACUUCAAAAACACUCGCCAGACAACCACUUAUAAACUGCCACACCGUGUUGACGGAACAGGCUUUGUGGCUUAUGAUGGUGCUAUCUUCUUUAACAAGGAACGCACAAGAAACAUUGUCAAGUUUGACCUGCGAACACGCAUAAAGAGUGGCGAGGCCAUUGUUAAUAACGCCAACUAUCACGACACCUCGCCAUACCGUUGGGGUGGCAAGACUGACAUUGACCUGGCAGUAGACGAGAGGGGCUUAUGGGUAAUCUAUGCCACGGAGCAGAACAAUGGGCGCAUUGUGGUGAGCCAGCUCAACCCAUACACGCUACGCUUUGAGGCCACAUGGGAAACAACUUAUGACAAACGCUCUGCUUCCAAUGCCUUUAUGGUGUGCGGCGUGCUACACGUGGUGCGCUCGACCUAUGAAGAGAAUGAGAGCGAGGCCAGCAGAAGCCAAAUUGAUUACAUCUAUAACACCAAGCUGAGCCAGGGCGAGUACACUGACAUUCUCUUUCCCAAUCAGUACCAGUACAUAACCGCUGUGGAUUACAACCCCAGGGACAACCAGCUUUACGUGUGGAAUAACUUUUACAUCCUCCGCUACGAUCUGGACUUCGGGCCACCAGAUCCUGCUGAAGUGCCAACCAUCGAAGACUUCUCCGUCUCAUCAUCUGUACCCAAGACCAGCACGGUUUUCACUACCACCGCUGUAUCCACCAUAAAAGGCCAUGGUGACACCACAGUGGCUGGCGCAGACCCAAGGGAAGGAAGGGACCCCUUUGAGGACUCUCGUGGCCAGGGGACGGUGGAGCCUACUGUACCAGAGCUGCCACCGACACCGAGGCGCUUCUGUGAAGCGACCAGAAGGAGAGCCAUCGACUGGCCUCAGACCCACACUGGCACCACUGUGGAGAGGCCCUGCCCUAAAGGGACCAGAGGCAUCGCCUCCUUCCUCUGCACGGUGGCAGGGACUUGGUGCUCCAAAGGGCCAGACCUCAGCAACUGCACCUCCCACUGGGUGACUCAAGUGGCACAAAAGAUUCGAACUGGUGAAAAUGCAGCCAAUCUAGCCAAUGAGCUGGCACGGCACACUCAGGGACCGGUGUUUGCUGGAGACGUCAGCUCCUCUGUGCGCCUUAUGGAGCAGCUCGUGGACAUCCUGGAUGCUCAGCUACAGGAGCUCAGGCCCAGCGAGAAAGACUCAGCAGGACGGAGCUUCAACAAGCUUCAAAAAAGAGAGAAGACAUGCAGGGCGUAUAUGAAGGCAAUCGUGGACACUGUUGACAACCUCCUAAGGCCGGAAGCUCUGAAAUCUUGGAAAGACAUGAAUUCUACGGAACAAACGCACGCCGCCACAAUGUUACUGGAUACCCUGGAGGAAGGGGCGUUUGUCCUUGCCGAAAACCUGAUUGAGCCAGCAAUCGUCAAAGUGCCUGCAGAGAAUAUCAUGCUGGAUGUUUAUGUGCUCAGUACUGAUGGUCAGGUGCAGGACUUCAAGUUCCCUCAAACCAGCAAAGGUGGAGCGACUCUUCAGCUUUCCUCCAACACUGUCAAAGUCAACAGCAAAAAUGGUGUCGCAAAGCUGGUAUUUGUGCUGUACAAACACCUGGGUCAGUUCCUCAGCACAGAGAAUGCCACGCUACGAGGAAUGGGGGACCUGAACAAACGCAACCUCUCCCUCACGGUCAACUCCCACAUCCUGUCAGCCUCUAUUACCAAGGAGUCCAGCCGUGUGUUUGUGGCUGACCCCGUGAUCUUUACACUGGAGCACCUGGAUAAGGAGCACUAUUACAAUCCUAAUUGCUCCUUUUGGAAUUACUCUGAGAGGAGCAUGAUGGGCUACUGGUCCACUCAAGGCUGUAAACUACUGGAAACCAACAAGAGCCACACCACUUGCUCCUGCAGUCACUUGACCAACUUUGCCAUCCUCAUGGCUCAUCGGGGAAAUGUGGGGGAGGGAAGUGUCCAUGAGCUGCUUCUUACCGUCAUCACCAGAAUGGGUAUUGCAGUGUCGCUCGUCUGUUUGGCCAUCAGCCUCUUCACCUUUUGCUUCUUCAGAGGUCUGCAAAGUGACCGCAACACCAUCCACAAGAACCUCUGCCUCAACCUCUUCAUUGGCGAGCUGGUGUUUCUUGUGGGCAUCAACAUGACAGAGCCAAAGCUGGUAUGCUCCAUCAUCGCCGGGGUUCUGCACUUCUGCUUCCUGGCUGCGUUCGCCUGGAUGUGUCUAGAGGGUGUGCAGCUGUACCUCAUGCUGGUCGAAGUUUUCGAGAGCGAGUUCUCACGCAGAAAAUACUAUUACAUCUCCGGGUACCUCUUCCCAGCUGUGGUGGUGGGCAUCUCAGCAGCCAUUGACUACAGGAGCUAUGGCACUCAGCGGGCAUGCUGGCUGAGGGUUGAUAACCAUUUCAUCUGGAGCUUCAUUGGACCUGUAACCUUCAUAAUUGUGGUCAAUGUCAUCUUCCUGGUGGUGACGAUGUACAAGAUGGUGAAGCAUUCCACCUCCAUGAAACCCGACUCGUCCAGGCUCGGGGGUAUCAGGUCUUGGGUGUUGGGAGCAUUUGCACUACUUUGUCUUUUGGGCCUGACUUGGUCCUUUGGUUUGUUCUUCCUCAAUGAGUCCUCCAUCGUCAUGGCGUACCUCUUCACCAUCUUCAACACUCUGCAAGGGAUGUUUAUUUUCAUCUUCCACUGUCUCCUUCAAAAAAAGGUUCGCAAAGAGUACAGCAAAUGUUUCCGUCAGUCCCAGUGCUGUGGAGCGCUGCCACCUGAGGGCUCCCACAGUUCAGCCAAGACAGCCACAUCCCGAUCCACUGCUCGCUACUCAUCUGCCACACAGAGCCGCAUCAGGCGGAUGUGGAACGAUACUGUGAGGAAGCAGUCGGAGUCCUCCUUCAUCUCAGGAGACAUAAACAGCACCUCCACGCUCAACCAGGGGAUGACUGGGAACUACCUCCUAACUAACCCUCUCCUCCGAACGCACGACACUAACCCUUAUAACAACCUGCUGGCAGAAACGGUGGUGUGCAACACCCCCUCUCCACCGGCUUUUCACUCCCCAGGACAGCACUCUCUCAGCAACAGCAGGGACAUCAGUGCCAUGGACACUCUCCCCCUCAAUGGCAAUUUCAACAACAGCUACUCCCUGCGAGACGAUGACUACGAGGCUGUGGGCGUCCGGGCCCCGGGUGACCUGGGGGGCCUCAACUUGGACGAUGCUGCCUUUGAGAAGAUGAUCAUAUCUGAAAUCGUCCACAAUAACCUGAGGCCCCGCGGGGCUCCCAAAGGUCACGAAGCCCCGAGGGAGCGGGACAGAGCGUUACCUCCCCAGACCAGGGUGACAGUGGACCAAGGCGGGGGUGGAAGCGGCAGCGAGGAUGACGCCAUUGUGGCAGAUCAUGCCGAGGCGUCAUCCCCCCAGAGAGGAAGUGGAAGAGGAGGCCACCCCACCCUGGAGCUGCUGCUGCACCCCCACCAUAAAGAGGCGCUGGAGGCCCCCUUACUGCCUCAGAGGACUCACUCCCUGUUGUACAGCGCCCAGAAAGCCCCCCGGCGCCUGGAGGGCCAAGGUGGGCCUGGCGCUGAGACUGUUACUGCAGUGGAGGACAUAGGCUCCAAUUCACCCAACAAUAACAGAGACUCCCUUUACACCAGCAUGCCAAACUUGAGAGACUCACCUUCACCCUCCACGUCGCCGUACCCCCCGGAGGAAGAGGAGGAACUCUCCCCUUCGCCUCGAAGCGAGAGUGAGGACGCGUAUCAUAAAAGCAUGCCUGAGCUUGGCGAUGCACCACAGCCUCUAUCCUACUAUCACAUAAACCGAGGCACAAGUGAUGGGUGCAUCAUUCCACCCAACAACGAAGACUGUGUGCAGGAGGGAGAAGCCCCCAGCGACGGACAAAUGCAGCUCAUCACCAGCCUUUGAGCUGUUCUUCAUUGUUUGCACAGGUUUUAAUGGAUGGGUGCUUUUGGUUGAUGUCAAGAGAGCUGGCGAGUCUGGCUCCGCACUCCACAUGCUCUUCCUGUUAGAACAGGAAGUGAAAUGUUGUUGGGUGGGAAAAAGAAUGAAUAAAUGACUUUUUGCACACAGAUCUCAUUAACACACAAAACACGUUCAUCCGAGGCCAGACAAAUGUGGACUGUGAAAGCUCUGCUGUUGGACUAAAGAGGUGCAGAGAAUUACACACAGAUCACUGUGUCAGAGAUAAGUCUGGUAUAUCUGUUGUACUGAAAGAAGAGCUGAAGAAUAAUGGAUAAAAAAUACUCCAAGCAAAGAACUGAACUGAUUCCUGACAUAUCUCUGGGGGACUUUGCAGAACCAGGGUCUUUUUAGUCAUGAAUUACAGAACUAGAACUAGUGUGGCUCCACUACACAGUCAGGAUUGUAAAGUUAAGAAACCACUAAUUCAGACUCAGGCCUUAUAUUUUCUCUAUUGCACAUUUAACUGUUGUCAAAGUAACAGCUAAAGAAAAUAUAUUUUGCUGUACCACUAGUGUAAAAAGUCAAUAAAGUUAAAAAAGAAAAAAAAGAAAAAAAAAGAAAUGGCAACCAUUCAGUAGUUAUGCCCUUUCAAUGUUAAUAAGCCUCUUCAGACAAGGUUAAUGAAACUGGUGGAAAUGUGCUUUUCCUCUCACACUUGACUUGUUGUAGUAUGUUUGAAUAUGAAAAGAAACGUUUCAAGAGAUAUUAGUCCAUAUGAAAUCAUGCUCACGUCUCUGCUUGUGAAGUGCUUUUGCUUUCAUGAAUGAUGAGUUUUUUGCCAGUAGUAUAUUUGUUAACACCGGGCCAUGCACAGAUUUGGAGUGAAUUGGAUAUAAUUUAUUUUACUUGAAAGAAAUUGUCAGGUUUUAAGACUUAUUUUGGUGUCAAUACGAAAUUGCAGUUCUGCAGACAUGUUUCAUCCUUUGACACUAAUUAAUUUAUUAACUGAACUAUUCAGAAAAAAGGUUUAAAAAAAAAAAAAAAAAAAAAGAAUGACCAUGGUUAAGAAGUGUGACUUGUUACAGCACUGAUUAGGUUCAUUUUAUUUCUUUUGUAAGAGCCCAUCAUCAGCUGAUAUUUAAUUCAACUCCUGUUUGAUAUCAAAUAAAUGUGAAUUUUUUCUUGUUCGCA